Spirodela intermedia is the source of this 963-nucleotide messenger RNA. The record is from the annotation of a GenBank genome assembly. Lineage: Eukaryota; Viridiplantae; Streptophyta; Magnoliopsida; Alismatales; Araceae.
AUGAAGAGGUCGGCUUCUCUGCCCAUGCUCUUUAGUGCAUGUUUUUCCUCUUUGGACAAUUCGGAUGCCCCUUGACUAAAUUUGUUGCUGCAGUGGAGAUGAGUGGUCUCAGGUUGCCUUUGUGACCUUCAAAGACUCCCAGGGUGCAGAGACUGCUCUGCUUCUUUCGGUAAAGUUAACUGUUUAAACAGAUACUAUUACCAUAAUCAUUAUCUUCUUGAUCUGUGUGUAAUGCCCAAUACUCUUCUGGGUAAUAGGGUGCGACGAUAGUUGACUUAUCUGUCGUCAUUGCCCCUGCGCCAGAUUAUCAGCUCCCACCAUCUGCACUGGCCCCUCCUCCGGUAAAGGCUUCCCCAUCAUCUCUGAUUCUCUGGUCUGCCGGCUCUGAUUCUCAAAUGUUCUGCAUGUCAGGCGACAGAUGCCAACCCCACUGGCGGUGCUGCCAAUGAGUCGGCCAUCCAGAAGGCAGAAGACGUGGUCAGUAGCAUGCUUGCCAAGGGGUUCGUGCUUGGAAAGGACGUGCUCGGCAAGGCGAAGGCCUUCGACGAGAAGCACCAGCUGACUUCCACUGCCACUGCGAAGGUGGCCUCACUGGACAAGAAGAUCGGCCUGAGUGAGAAGGUCUCUAUCGGCACCACUGCCGUCAAUGAGAAGGUGAAGGAGAUGGACCAGAAGUUCCAUGUUUCUGAGAAGACCAAGUCGGCCCUCGCUGUUGCCGAGCAGAAGGUCAGCACUGCCGGCUCGGCCAUCCUCAAAAACCGCUACAUCUUCCAGGGGGCGGCGUGGGUGACGGGGGCCUUCAACAGGGUAGCCAAGGCUGCUGGAGAAGUCGGCUCCAAGACAAAGGAGAAGGUGGAAGUUGACCGCGGCGUUGACCACAGCUUUGAGCGGGUCCAUCUCUCUGAGGCUCCAUCUGGGGAGAACUCCUCCAAGCCCCCACCUGCGCAGGGGCUUAUCCUCUGA